UAUUAUUUUAUUAGAUAUGAAAAUGAUAACUGACACACAAAAAUAAGUAUGACACUUUUAAAUGGUUUAUAAAGUGUUUGCAACCUUAUUAUUAACCAUUAAUAAACUAAGGCUAUAAAAGAGCCUUAUUUUAAAGUGGUACCCUUUUUUUCUGUGUAUAUGUUCACAGUCCACUUUACUGGAAAUACCUACACAGCUUGUAAUUUGUACUCGAGUGCCACUUCAUGAGAUCCACCCACCUUGUAAAAAGCUUUAAGGUGUAAAGAGAGCAUAAAUUAACAAUAAAAAAUAAGUUGUAGGUUUUUUUUUGAUCCCCAAUAAAGCUGUUUACUAUAAACGGAUUUCUAUAUUUGUCUCUAGGUACAAAAACUGGCCCCUCUCACUCAUUUGGACUAAAACAGGCAGCUUUUUAAUGCUGCUGUUCUGCCAGAAAAGAUCAGGUCAUUUCAGGAUGUUAAGUGCUGUAAACGUAAAUAAAAGACCUCAGUAAUUCAUUUCUUAUGAGUCACGGCUGUGUGUUUGCUGAAGGUCAGAGAAAGCGUUGAUGCAGGAUUAGAUUCACAUCCUGUUUUCAGUGACUGUGCACCAAUAAAAUCUGCAUUUCCACCAGAGAUUCAUUUCUAACCAGCUGUGACCACAGCCCAAAACAUGGUUUGAGUGCACUUAAGAACUUUAGAACGUUUGGUCAUCAUUAAUUAUGCAGGCUGUGUCUCCCAGUACUCGAACAUGAGCAUGUUGUCAGUUUAGGAAGUUGCCUUUCCCAGUGUUGUGCCAAAUUCUGCCUCGCUGCUGGAAUCUGUCUCCCUGUGAGUGCAUGCACAAGAACUGAGUACAUGCAACAGAAUGCCCUCAGAUUGGGAUAAUCUAAAGUUACAGUAGAUACAGUAAUCACUGCCGACUCAGAUUUGGCAUUACACUGCUUCUUUUACUUCUUCUAUUGGGUGACACGGUGACUUAAAAAAUAAGCCUGGAUUCAUCAGUCCAGUCCCACCAGCUUAAUAUUAUAGUCAAUACUGUAUCUUUGAUUGAACAGUAUUUGUGUUUCUCUGACUACUUUUCUUCUUGUCUUUCCAGAGAUUCCUUGCUGGUCCUCAGGAUGUCUCAAAUAAAAGUGCUGUGCUCGAGGUAACCCUAAGAGAAGUGGUGCUUCCCCCUGUGGUUCGACAUGGUCCAGUGGACCUCUCCUCUAGUAACAUGCAUUUGGAUCCAGGCUAUAGCGACGGUCGCUUCAGACACUUGUCCUUCCACCACUCUUGCUGCGGUUAACUUCUCCGUCCCUUACCCCCUGCCAAUCCUUUUGACCAGGAAUCCCAUCCAGAACAUCGUAAUCAACCCUGUGUACCAUGAAAUCUAUGUCGCGUCUCAGAACCUCAUUGAGGCGGUGAACUUCACUCUGGGUAAAGUGUGGGAGUUGCACACUGGACCUGUAGGGAGUCCUGAGUGCAAGGUGUGCAAUCUCUGCGACAUCGAGGAAGAUCCGUUUCCCGAAGACACGGACAGCGAAGUGUUGCUGUUAGACACAUACCUCAUGUACCUUUACUCCUGUGGAAGCUCUCAGUAUGGCGUGUGCUACUUUCACCAACUCCACGAGAAUGGUCAACCCCCCAGACCCUCCAAAUGCCUGUUCCGGAAGAAGUUCAAUUCCCCGGCCUUCUGUCCGGACUGCAUCGCGAGUCCUUUGGGCACCAAGGUCAGCAUGGUGGAGGAAGGCCACCACGUGUACUUUUACGUCGCUGCCACAGUCAACGACAGCGUGACGCAGCGCUACAGCCGCAAGUCCGUGUCGGUUCGCCGGCCUUUGGCAACCGAGGACGGCUUCCACACAGACUUCCAGGGUCUAACUGUGCUGCCUAAGCUCAGACGGGUGUACAGAAUUGAUUACGUCUACACUUUCUUCACGGCCGACUUCGUCUACUUCCUGUCGGUCCAGAGAGAGAAGGCUGACCAGGAUUCGUCUCCAUACCAGACAAGGCUGGGCCGACUUCCUCGACACGAGUGGGAAACUCGGAGGUACAGAGAAGUUGUGCUGGAGUGCCGUUUCGAGCCCAAGCGGAGACGGAGGAGAAACACCAGUGAAGCCUUUAAGGACAUCGUCUACAACGUGGUCCAGGCAGCUCAUUUCGGCAAAGCCGGCCGAGACCUGGCCGACGAACUGGGGGCUGAGGAAGAAGACGACAUCCUGUACGGCGUUUUUGCCGUGACGGACGAUUCGGGGGUUCCGGAGCACGACUCUGCCCUCUGUGCCUUUCCCAUGGACUCUGUGAACUCCUUCAUAGACGAAGGUGUGGAUGAUUGCUGCAUGUCUGGACCAGAGCAGCUCUCCAGAGGCCUGUGCCACUUCCAGCCGUGCGAAAGCUGCCCACAUGAGAGCAUGGAGCACAAUGCCAGCUGCAGAGACCAGCCCACACUGGUGGCCCAGCCGUACUACAGAGUAGAUCUCUUCAACAGGCAGAUGAGGGACACGCUGCUGACCUCCCUGCUGGUCACCAGGCUGGAGAACAAGACACUGGCUCAUAUAGGCACUGCGGAGGGGAGACUGCUACAGCUCGUCCUGCGGAGGUCCAGUCCUGUCAUCUUUGCUAACUACUCUCUAGUGGAGAACCAGAGGGUUUCUGCCACUGCUGCCGUACUCCCCCCAGACCACCUCCUCUUUGUUGUGGGGGACAAGAUGAUUAAGGUUCCUCAGAGAGGUCCCGGGUGCCGGCACUUCCUCACGUGUGCCGCGUGUUUGACGGCGCCAGCGUUCAUGUCCUGUGGCUGGUGCUCUGGAUACUGCAGCUGGGAGUCGGAGUGUCCUGCAGACUGGGCCAAAGAAUCCUGUCCACCCGUCAUCACACAGUUCUUCCCUGAAACAGCGCCCCUCGAUGGUCAGACAGAGCUGACUCUGUGCGGGUGGGAGUUCCAGUCCCCUUCGAGACCGGCCAUCAGCACCCGAACCCACGAGGUGAAGCUCGGAGAGACGGCAUGCGUGGUCCAGCCACUCAAGAGCAACAGCACCCUGCUGAUGUGUAAGAUCCGCUCUCUAGUGACGGAACCCCUGUUUCAGCCGGUAAACAUCACAGCAAAGGUUCACGAGGAUCGAGUGGAAGGUUCUUACUCUAUAGAAGGAAAAGCUGAGAUGCCUGGAUUCACCUUUGUGCUGCCAAACAUCAGUGAGGUUCAGCCGGAUUACGGGCCGGUGAACGGAGGAACGCUGAUUACCAUCACUGGACCCUACCUGCACUCAGGCAAGAACCGCAAGGUCACUCUGGAUGGCGAGAGCUGUCCUAUACAAAGUGUGUCUGUAAUAGAAGGGAACGUAUCGUCCAUCGUCUGUUUGUCUCAGCCGGUCACUGAGGUGAAGGACGUGGUGCUGCAGGUCUAUAUCGAUAAGUCCCGCGUCGUCACCACCAGAGUCUUCCGCUACAAGCAGACUCCUGAAAUCCUCUCUGUCCUGCCCGACUGCAGCUUCGACAUUGGGUCGAUUAUCACUAUUGAAGGGAAGAACCUGGACUCGGUCUUCAAAACCAUCAUUCAUUUCAAGCCUAAGGAGAGCCACCUGAAGCCUGUUUCCACUGAGUGCCUGGGAAAAGCCAAGCCGACCCGAAUGGAGUGUACGACUCCUGUCUUCCACAGAGACGAGACGGAGGAGGGAGAGCUGUCCUUCGAUAUGGAUGGAGCUCUGGGUCUCUGGAAGCAGGACUUUUCCUACCAUCCCUAUGGCAGACCCAUCCCCUUCGAGACUGAGGGACACGUCCUUCAGCUCUACCCGGGUUUUGAUGAAGUGUCUUUACAUCACCAGAAGCUGAACCUGGUCAAUUCCUGCAUGAAGAUCACUAUGACAGUGGGAGGAGUGGACUGUGGUGCGAAGGUUCUGGAUAACGAGAUCACCUGCAGAAUACCCAAAAACCUCACCAUCCCUAACGAGGGCUUACCUGUGAAGAUUACAGUAAACGGCUACGUCCACAAUGUCGGCACUGUACGGCUGGUCAGUAAUCACUACAUGGUGGGCGUCGUGCUCGGCAUCCUGACAGCUCUAAUAGUGGGGGCGGUGCUGGCCUUCAUCACCAUGAAACACCUGAGGAAGAAGAAGACAGAUUCUCUGGCUGAGACCCGACUCUCUCACUACUCCCACAACCACAAUCUCACAGGCAACGGCAGCGUUGAACUCCUGCCUAUUGGAGACUACAGACGAGGAGAAAUUCCCCUCAGUACCACCCCUGUAACCCCAGGGGGAGUGGCCUUCCCCAGCCUGGUGUAUUCCAGCACUCUGGACCCCAGCCUGACCCCUCUAAUGCCCCCUGAGAAGAUCUCCCUCACCAGUUUCCGCCCAGAGCUCCUGGAGGAGGUGAAGGACGUCCUGAUCCCAGCAGCCAUGCUCAACAUCCAGCACCAUCAGAUCAUCGGAAAAGGUCACUUCGGCACAGUUUAUCACGGUUAUCUCACCGACCACAACAACAGAGAGAUCCACUGCGCUGUCAAGUCCCUCAACAGAAUAACAGAUGUGGAGGAGGUGGAGCAGUUUCUGAAGGAGGGGAUUUUAAUGAAGGGUUUUCACCACAGUAAUGUUCUGUCUUUACUGGGGGUCCUGCUCCCGGAGGAAGGGCUUCCCCUGGUGGUUCUUCCCUACAUGAAGCACGGGGACCUGCGGCACUUCAUACGCUGUGAGAACAGGAACCCCACAGUUAAGGACCUGAUUGGCUUCGGGCUCCAGGUUGCUAAGGGGAUGGAGUAUUUGGCAAUGAAGAAGUUUGUCCACCGGGAUUUAGCUGCUCGUAACUGCAUGCUGGACGAGUCGUACACGGUGAAGGUGGCGGAUUUCGGCAUGGCUCGAGACGUGUUUGAUAAAGAGUAUUACAGCAUUCAGGACCACAGGAAGGCCAAGCUGCCGGUUAAGUGGAUGGCCAUAGAGAGCUUACAGACGCAGAAAUUCACAUCCAAAUCUGACGUGUGGUCUUUCGGUGUUCUGAUGUGGGAGUUGUUGACCCGUGGGGCGAGUCCGUACCCUGAGGUGGAUCCGUAUGACAUCACUCAUUACCUGCUACGAGGACGGAGGUUACCUCAGCCCCAGUACUGUCCAGAUCCAUUGUUUGCUGUGAUGCUGCAGUGUUGGGACCCUGAUCCAGAGAGACGGCCCUCCUUCACCACACUGGUCUCUGAGGUGAUGGCCAUUCUGUCCAGUCUGGAGGGAGAACACUACAUCAGCCUAAAGGUCACGUACGUUAACCUGGACCAUCCUCGCCCCUACCCCGCCCUCACCGACUCCGCAGAUGAGUACGAGUCCUCAGACGCAGAGGAGGCGGGGUCAGACUGAGGUCAGACAGGGGUCAGACUGAGGUGAACCCAGGACUGGACUGAGUAUUUAUUUAUUGAGUAGUGGUGGUGCUGUAAUGUAGAACCUAAUGAAUGUGUUUUUAAAGAGGACAGCUUCUUGUAGCACAGAGGAAAUAAGAAGAACUGGAGGAGUGAUAUAAGAGGAAGACUGUGACACUACUAGAGAACAACACGCCAUCACAUCUCUCCAUCACAUCUGAUUCGACACAAGAUCAGGACCAGGACCUUCCUCAGUGUUGGAGUGUGUUGGGGGUGCUGAAGGGAAACUGUGGUUUGGCAGUUAGAAUUAACAGAAACUAUUACUGACUAAGAUUGGAAUACAUUUAUUUUUUUCUUAUCCGGAAUGUAGAAAACUAAUCUGCACUGUUAAAUAAUAAAAUUAGAAUCCUAUAUAUUUGAAAGAAAACAACCACUAAAGCUGUUCAAAAUAAGAACGAGCACUGUUAGCAAAAAAAAAGAAAUAAA
Astyanax mexicanus (Mexican tetra) is the source of this 5778-nucleotide messenger RNA. It is a transcript of the gene mst1rb, whose product is annotated as macrophage stimulating 1 receptor b. Lineage: Eukaryota; Metazoa; Chordata; Actinopteri; Characiformes; Acestrorhamphidae. The transcript has 21 exons. Gene Ontology annotation, biological process: protein phosphorylation; positive regulation of kinase activity; phagocytosis. Gene Ontology annotation, cellular component: membrane; signaling receptor complex. Gene Ontology annotation, molecular function: ATP binding; transmembrane receptor protein tyrosine kinase activity; protein binding. The record is from RefSeq and is a predicted model, not a curated record. Bases 1166 to 5293 code for a protein of 1375 amino acids.